AUGAGGACCAUCAUGGUCCUUGAUUUCCAGCUCGACUCCGGCUUCAGAGUCGCUGGCCUCUCCCUGGACGAUAACUCCGCGCUGGUUCAUCCUGAAUCCCUUGUGCAAGUACUUGUAGAUGAGCAAUCGCUGAUCAGCGACGUAGGCCGUCAACACCGUGGCUGGGAAAAAGAGGAAAGAGAAUCUCUGGAGCGCUGCUUCCGAGCGCCAUUAAGGUCAGAUUCGCCACCGUUUCGUUCCACACCCUCACUACGACUAUCUGCGGCUCCUGGUCUGGCCUCCGGACCACUAGCUCCUUUUCCUGGGAAACACUUAAACUAG
Messenger RNA from Cotesia congregata, 321 nucleotides. Lineage: Eukaryota; Metazoa; Arthropoda; Insecta; Hymenoptera; Braconidae. The record is from the annotation of a GenBank genome assembly.